AGUCGACGGGAGUCGACCAGACACACCAGUGUCAAACCACAUUCAGCGUGCGAGUGCGAGACUUGAACACAGCUUUUCCGUGCAAUCGGCUCGUUUCAGAGAUCUCUCGGAAAUCCGCGCAGAAUGUUUAUCAUCGAGGGAAACUGGUGCAAGCUCUAUUACGAUUUCCUUUCACCUUUCACCGCCGCCUAAUAGACACCAAACUCAAGGACAUGAGAAAACUGCUAUACGUCGUGACAGAGUAUUGGGAACUCCAAGCACACAAACAUAUUUUUCCAUCUAACAAGCAUAAAACCUUACUUGAUUUGCUAAACAUUUGAAAUAAUUUUCUAUCUACAAUAAACACUCUCAAAGAAAAAGAUUAGCAUAUUGCUACCACUAUUCUUAAUGUCGGAACCAGUGCAUAAUAUUUGAAACACUAGUGUGUUCACUAGUUAUUAGUAUACUAUUAGUGUAUUUUUACAUGUGAUUUAAUAUUGAGAAACCGAAAUGAUUUCAGCUUUCAAUUAUCCUUAUGACAAUUCGCUUCACGCUUAUAAAUUCUCAACUUGUUCAGACCGUCAACAUUUUCGAAAAAUUAACAUCCUUGUUUUGGAUGUUUAAUAAUUCAACGAGCAGUGAAAUAUGAUAGCUGGAUCUGACUCACUUUCAAAUGUGGCCGCAGAAGCAACAGCAUUCCUUGGAGCUGUCGCAGCCUUCAUAGUCUUAUUGCUAGUUUUCUUCCUAUAUUUGAACAAAAAAUGGUGCUUCUAUGGUGUUUCUUCACUCAACUGUUGUGAUGAGCCUUUUGCCACGUCCAGAUCAAAAGAUUUGGAUAGAGCCUACUGCUAUGAGGAGCAAGAGACGAGCUCGGAUAGCGAAGAGGACGUGCUUAGAAGAUUGCAGCGCUCGGCCAGCCAGCAAUCACAGCAGAGCGCAGGCGCACCUCAGUUAUUGGCUCAUGCCAAUGCAAGAGUUGGAGUCCAGUUCUUUGACGGCCAUCACCAGCAUGUAGAGGCUGGGCCUUCAUUUUCGCACAAAAACUUCUCACCUCUUUUACAAACUGAUGUGAUCAGCGCAGGUGGUAGGCCAUUGAAAGAAGGCGCUGACCUGAUGUCGUUGGCGGAGAAGGGGAAGGUAGGGGUAGGAGUAGGUGUUGGGGUUGGGGUGGGGAUGAGCAGCAGUGCCAGCAGCAGUUGCAGCACAACCAGCGCCGAAGACGAAGCAGCGGCCGGACGCGGCAGUCAAAUCCGUCACCGCGAAAUAACAGCGGUAGGAGUGCCACCAGUGGCGGCAGUGGCCGAUGUGGGUGGCAGUGGCGGGGUGCGUCGCCCCUUUGUAGCCUCCGCUUACUCACCGCAGCCGCAGCCGCAGUCCAGCAUCGAGGACGACAAUGAUGAGGAGGCAACGCCUCUUGUGCCACCCUCCACCACCAACAACGAUUGCAUAGUGGUGGUGGGCCAGGAGCCGAUGUUCGACGUGGCCGAUCUGGGCGUGGGGCCGGAGUCUGCGGCCCGCUGCGGUGCCAUCGAGGUGGCCUUUGCCUAUGACGCACCCAUGCGCAAGAUGACCUUGCACCUGCUGCAGGCGCGCCACAUUCCCACCAAGGACCGCGGCGGCUCCACGCACACCCAAGUGAGAUUACUACUUUUACCAAGUAAGAAGCAGAAGCACAAGAGUAAAAUAAGACAUGGUGAAAAUCCACAGUUCAUGGAAAGCUUCUUAUUUCAUCGAGUAAAUCCUGAGGACGUGAAUAGUAUGGGAGUGAGAAUAAGAUUAUAUGGCUGUGAAAGAAUGAGAAGAGAAAGGAUGAUUGGAGAAACAGCAAUUGGCUUUUCAAGUGUGAAUUUGGAAUUGGAAACCAACAUUUGGCUGUGCCUGGAACCAAGAGCCAAUAUUACAUUGAACAGCUCGUCUUGUGAUCUAUUGAGCUUGGCAAGGAGUGACUCGACAGGAUCAACAGCCUCAAUGCAGCACGGCGGUGUUCCAGAGCUAUUGAUUGGCCUGGCAUAUAAUGGCACAACAGGGAGACUCGCGGUUGAAAUCGUCAAAGGAAGUCACUUUAGGAAUCUGGCAAUGACAAGAGCGCCGGAUACCUACGUUAAAUUGAGUUUGGUGAGCAGCAGUGGCCAAGAAAUGGCCAGAAGUAAAACUUCAGUGAGACGAGGACAACCGAAUCCAUUGUUCAAAGAGACUUUCAUGUUUCAGGUGGCGUUGUUCCAAUUACCAGAAGUGACGCUGAUGAUAUCAGUGUACAACAGACGACCGAUGAAAAGAAAAGAAAUGAUCGGAUGGUUUUCUCUGGGUCUGAACGGCUCUGGCGAGGAGGAGUUCUCGCACUGGGAGGAUAUGCGGCAAGUGAGAGGCGAACAGCUUUGUCGUUGGCAUGUACUCGUCGAUUCCUAAACUCCCAAGUCACUUUCAACUAAAUUGGGAAUUGUUACAACCUACAACAAACCCUUUCCAAUGGAACAGGCAUGUUGCUGAUUGGAAGGAGUUUUAUAGAGAACUGAUUGGUUGGAGGGAAAGAUUGUCAUAUAGUGGGCACUGGGCACUGCACGAGCAAAUCCAAUCGAAUGCAUUGCAAGAUGUCACUACAGCAAUUGUCUGAUUCCAGCUCCAGUAAUUUCCAGGAAUUACUUUCUAAGAAGUGUAUUUAAGAAGCAAAGAAGAACAGGGAAUAUGAGUCUUAAACAUAUCAAAAGAUGUGUUCAACCAUUUUCCUUGUUGAAGAAUGCGUAAGAAUCAAAUGAAACUUACUUGUCAAUUUUCAAGCACAAUUAAAAUAAGUUAUUAUGCUAGAGUAUUAAAUCUAUAUGUAAGUUAUUCGUGCUUUAAUGUCGAUUAGUAUUUCUGAAUGUGAUGGUAAAUUGGAUGUAAAUUGUGAAAUUCUUCAAGUCUUAUAAAAAUAAUGGUUGACAGAAUAUGUAGUCAAACAAUAAUAUUAUAAAAGCACAAAUCUAUUACGUAUAAUUCAUCAACUUUUGUUGAUAACAAAUGAGAGUGGUUGGAUUGAUGAUUUCCCAUUACCUAAUAAACGUUCUACACAUUGAGUUUCACAACAUUAAUAAAAUGAAUUUUUUAGAUAGCCUAAGAAUUGAUACCGUGGAAUUUCUCCAUAAUAAAAAAUUAGUUUUAUUUCCGUCACAUCCACAUUUUUUAGACUGUGAACAAAUCUAAUGAAUGUGGAUAUGACGAAAAUAGAAACUAUUUUUUUUAACAUUAAUAUGAUCCAUGAGCUAAUGAAGAACCAAGUUAAAUACGAUAUGCUUCUUGUACCACUUCUUGUAAUUUUAUAGAACUUCAGUAGCAUUCAGACAUGGUAGAAUAAUACUGUAUCAAUUUUUUCUCAAGUAGAUAAAUAGCAUUUUAACUGGCAUAAAAUCGUUGUAAUCCAUUCAUUUGCAAUUGACACUAUUGAUCUUUAUCAUAAUUGCUGUAUGUAGGCUACAUCAUUAUUAUGAACAGCAUACAAAAAUUAUUUUCCUUAAAUUUUUGGAAUAAAGUUCAACUGGAUUAUAUAGGUAGAUGGGAAUAGGUAGGAACGUGUUAGUCACUAUCUAAAGUUGUUGUUAAAAACGAAUGUUCAAAGACCCACUGUAUUAGAGCCAAGAAUCAGGAAUUCGAUUAACUCAUGGAAGACGUUUGUAUACUAAGCCUACUAUAUAGACUACUGUACUUGAUAUGUGAAUACAAAUUUAUACAUAUGUAUAAGUAUUUAUAUGUAUUCCACGCUACUGAGCAUUCCAGCAUAGGAACGUCUUUCAUUAGCUGAUAAAAGCUCUAGUUCAAAACCUUGAUUAUAGUCAUUUGUUUCACGCUUGAAACUCAAGCUCAGCAUAUUCCAAGUUGUCUGGACAAGCAUGACGAUACUGAAGGUAAGUUGAAAAUAUUGUAUUAUUAUAAGAGAGUUGAUGGAGGAAUGUUGAGUACAUCACUGGACAAAAGUGUUUUCUCUCUCUCUGGUGCCAAAUGUUCCACUUGGAGAGAAAAAACUCUCUUCCGUAACAAAUAAUAUUAUUGCUUUGUUCCAAAGUCAUUCUUCUCUUAUGUAAAUGGAAUUUUAUCUUCACCAUUAAUUAUAUAAGUCACAACGGUCUGUAGAAUAGAUUCCUGAUAAAAAUAUCGAUUCACCAACCGUACUACACAAGUAGAAAAUUGUUAGUUAAAUGCAGUCUUGAGUUUGCAAUUUUUUUAUUCGAAAACUUCAUUGAAUUAAAAUUAUUUCAUACAACAUCAGCUAAAUCCGAAUACUAUCAGCCUAAUCUAAGUGAUAUAUUGUACUAUAGCAUCCAUAAGAAAGGUGUUUGUGAAUAAUCAUGACUGAUUUUUUUCUUGGAAUGUUGACCUCAAACAACAGAGCACUUUAAUGAUAAGUUUUUGCACACCUUGUGAAAUUAUGUGUCUUUAAACUGUCUUCAUUGUAAUAAUCCAAUGGUGUUGUAAAAUAAUUACUGUAUAGUUCUACUACAAUACAUUUUAAUGCUAUCAAGUAUUUUUAAACUUUGUAUGGAAUAAAUAAUAGAUAAUAUUUAUUAUAUUUAUACAGUUAUUCAAGUUAAGGUCUUAUAAUAUUGUUUAUAAAAGUAUGAAAUUAUUAUUCAUAUUAAAAUUGAAUUUAUCUACUGUUUGCAUUGUUAAUUGUUAAUCAAUAUCAAAAUAGGAAGAAUUAGUGUUUUAUAAAAAAGGAAAUAGUUAAUUUUAAUUAAGAAAGUUAAUUCUGUGAACGAAAGCUAAAUUCUCUAGGUAACUGCUAGAGCUGGACAUAAACUGAAACUUACACUUAUUAAAUUAUUGCUUGCAAAGGCCUGAUAUAGUGAAAAAAUAACGUUUUACAUGUCGCUGAUAUUUUCAUAAUAAAGUAUGAUAUUCUUUUCCACAGGAAAUUUAAUAGUUUUAUGCCACCCAAAAGUCAAUCGAGUAAUGUCUAAACAGUAUAUAGGAUCAAUUUUCCAAUUUUUUCGAUUAUUGGAAUGAAACAGAAAUAAUAGUUUAUUUUCAUUUUCCCUAUUUUCCAAGUUAAAAUGAUUAUGGUGCACAUUAUUCCAAUUUAUUCCAAGUUAUUUGAAAUUAUAAAUUCAACAGACUUGAUGCUUUUCAAUACAAAUUUUCAAUUUUUGUGUUUUUCAGCAUUAAUUGUAAAAAUAAAUAUAUAUUGGUUACAAUUUAUAUUGUUGUUAUUAUCCAUUUUGAUUCCUUGUAUGAAAAGAUUCAACAAUUCGUUCAACACACGUUUAAAACUAAAAUUUAUUCUUUCUAUUUGUUCGGUACAGAAUUUAAUCAUUAGGCCUAAAUAGCUGUAACCAUAAAUACUGGUUUUCUAUAUUGUUAAUUUUAUCUUUAUUGAUUUUUGUACAACAUCGUUUUGAUGGUUAUGCACCAUAAUUACCGGAUUUUUUUUGUAAUGGCCAAGACUUUACAAGUUGAAACUAAAAAUAGAAAGUUGUGAGUAACAAACAACUAGUAGAAACUUUCAAACUUUCCGUUUAUUCAUUUAUUGAUUCAAUGAUACACCAUAAUAAAAAUAAAAAUAUUCGAUUUAUCCUUGUUUUCAGAAAUUUAUACUGGGAUGAACUUACAGACGCGCAUUUACCAAUUUCCAGUCUUAACUCUUUGUAAUAAUAUUGUUAUCUGUAUCAGCUUUGAUAAGACAUCAAUAUAAUAUGACAGAAUAUUCUCCAAAUCUGACCCAGUUGGCUUAUAUUUUUUCAAGUGGGUUAACUGAACUAGUUUCAAGUGAGGGCUCAAAUUUGUCUCUUAGUAUUCAUAUUAAUCAACCCCAAAAUACAAUUCGGGUCCUGUAGCUUUGACUGUCGACCACUGUCGGGCCACUAGCUAAACUUCAAUACUAACCGUUCAAAAACAUCGACCAUUUUUCAAAACUUUCUAGUAUUGCUCCAAAAAAACUAAUAAUUACACAUGUUUUGUUCUUUGAGCUUUUAAUGUGAAUCUACUUUUUCAGAAAAAAUGGAAUUCAAUAAGAAUCAGACUUGAUUAGUAAAUGGUGUUCCCUUUCCAUUUCUAACUCGUUACUAUCAAACUAACAAUCAGAAAUUGAUGGAACUUUGGUAAUAUCAUGAUAAUAUCAAUUGUUGGAGGAUUCCAAUUAUGUCAAUAAAAUUGAAAAUUAGUCAACGAUCUCUUGUAAACGAGGUACUUAAAUCGAGAAAUCUACAUCUUGAAUUUCAUGACAUGAAAAAGUUACUGAUCGAAAUUUGUUUUUGAUAAUUCAUGUAUACAUAUUGUGUAUGAAAUGAAGAGAAUUAAUCUAAUUAAUUCAAAGGAAGAAUCAUGAGACUAGGUCUGUGCGCUAGAAUUCUGAAGAGCGUUAAACAUACGCACGCAUCUACCAAGCUAAGCAGUUGCAUAUGCGUUUGCUAGCCAACAAUAGACUGUCAACAACUUAACUACGGUAUACUGUCAGUUGCAUCUGUGUAGCACGCGUAUCAGUUUUCAACAUGAAGGAUCUUUGUGUGUAGGGCGCUUCCUCCAUCUAGGAAUCUAGGGACUGUUGAGCCUAACAUUUUUGCUAAGGCAUGAAUAUCACCCCACAAACCAUACCUUGCCUAUAUGCCAUUUCAAGGCUACGGUGGCAAAGCUACAGGACACUUACUGUAUAGUUAUUGAAACAAGUGAUUUUACAUUGUACCUUAUUAGUUUUAUUUCUUUCUAUGACAUUAUUGGUAGUGUUCUAGAUAUCUUUAUGAUUUUGAAAGAAAUAGAAUACCGUAUUAAUUACCCUAUGUAAUUGAUAAUAAGUAGUAUAACACCACUAUAAUUACUAGGAACAUGAUAUUACUUACCAUUUAUCGUAUAUGUUUGUGAUUAUGAUUAAAACCUCCGUUUCAAUACACUCAUGAAUGUCUUUGCAAGCUACAUUUGGAAUAAAGUACCUAAUGUAUUCAACAUCGUUAUUAUAAUAAUGUGAAAGUAUUCUACAUAAUGCCAUAUAAUAUAUUCUAAUUUAAUUAGAAUAACAUUCUAAAAUAUUAUUGUAAAUGGAAGUAUUCCUUCAUUGAAGUAUAAUAUUGCCCUUAAUUCUACUGUGUGAACAAGUAUAUUUUUUAAAUGCUUAUGGACAACUCGAUGUGACUGAAUUGAAUUCAAUACAGAGGAAUUAUUAGCUAACUAUAAAACUAACUUGUUGUUUUCUAUAAUUAAUCUCUAUAUAUUUUGAAAUACUGUGAUUGGUAUUUGUUUUAUAUAAAUCUGUUAUCUUCUCAAAAAAAC
Messenger RNA from Nilaparvata lugens (brown planthopper), 7209 nucleotides. RefSeq names its product synaptotagmin-14. The transcript is spliced from 12 exons. Bases 625 to 2385 code for a protein of 586 amino acids. NCBI's taxonomy places the organism in Eukaryota, Metazoa, Arthropoda, Insecta, Hemiptera, Delphacidae. The record is from RefSeq and is a predicted model, not a curated record.